UAUGGGCAGCAGCAGCAAGCGAGCAACUUGGAGCAGCAUGACUGAAGCAAAGGAGGGGCGCAGAAGGCAGAGCGACGGACAGAGUGUGCCGGAGCAACGGAGCAACCUGGAGCAACUUGGAGCAGCAGGCGUGAAGGGAAGGCGUGGUGCAGGAGUGGCAGAGCAGCGGACAGAGUGUGCCGGAGCAACGGAGCAACUUGGAGCAGCAGGCGUGAAGAAAAGGCGUGGCGCAGGAGUGGCAGAGCAGCGGACACAGUGUG
Messenger RNA from Closterium sp. Naga37s-1, 260 nucleotides. Lineage: Eukaryota; Viridiplantae; Streptophyta; Zygnematophyceae; Desmidiales; Closteriaceae. The record is from the annotation of a GenBank genome assembly.